AUGCCUGCUAAAGCCGCCCCCAAAAAAGGAGCCAAACGAGGCUUCACUAAGAAGGCCAGAAAGGGAGGGAAGAAACGCCGCAGGACCAGGAAAGAGAGCUAUGCUAUCUACGUGUACAAGGUGCUGAAACAGGUGCAUCCGGACACCGGAAUCUCUUCCAAGGCCAUGAAAAUCAUGAACAGCUUCGUCCACGAUAUGUUCCAGCGCAUCGCUUGCGAAGCAUCUCGCUUGACCCACUACAACAAGCACGCAACCAUCGCGUCCAGGGAGGUUCAGACCGCUGUACGCCUUCUGUUACCCGGAGAGCUGGCUAAACACGCCGUAUCUGAGGGUACCAAGGCUGUCACCAAGUACACCAGUUCCAAGUAA
Messenger RNA from Anguilla anguilla (European eel), 369 nucleotides. Its product is annotated as histone H2B 1/2-like. The coding region runs from base 1 to 369 and encodes 122 amino acids. Lineage: Eukaryota; Metazoa; Chordata; Actinopteri; Anguilliformes; Anguillidae. The transcript has a single exon. Gene Ontology annotation, cellular component: nucleosome. Gene Ontology annotation, molecular function: DNA binding; structural constituent of chromatin; protein heterodimerization activity. The record is from RefSeq and is a predicted model, not a curated record.